Botrytis cinerea B05.10 is the source of this 2418-nucleotide messenger RNA. RefSeq names its product Bcspe1 (gene Bcspe1). The transcript has 4 exons. The record is from RefSeq and is a predicted model, not a curated record. Gene Ontology annotation, cellular component: cytoplasm. Bases 59 to 1384 code for a protein of 441 amino acids. Lineage: Eukaryota; Fungi; Ascomycota; Leotiomycetes; Helotiales; Sclerotiniaceae. Gene Ontology annotation, molecular function: ornithine decarboxylase activity.
GAAGAUGCUGCGUGCUUCAGACUCGAAUUCCUGUGGAAUCAACAAAUAUCUUUCAGCUAUGUCGGAUUUAACUACCAGUACUUUCAGAGAAUCACCAGAAUCCGCGGAACAAUUAUUGAAUAAUACCAUAUACCAACAUGUUGCUCACAUAGAACAAUUUCCACAUAUAAUUGGCUUCAACGAUCCAUUCUUCGUUGUAGAUAUAGAAGCGAUUCGGCGUCAACAUGAUCUUUGGGUAUCUCAUCUGCCUUUUGUCCGGCCAUUUUACGCCGUUAAAUGCAAUACUAACACUGUCAUGCUGAGAAUACUCAUGCAACUUGGCGUUGGAUUUGACUGCGCUUCCGUUGAGGAAAUGCAUACUGUCCUAUCAUUGGGUGCUGAUCCUGGUAGCAUUAUCUUUGCAAAUCCAUGCAAGGCACCCGAAGCACUUGCUUUUGCCUACAAUGUCGGCGUCAGAAGGACAACCUUUGACAACCUCGACGAGCUGGAUAGCAUAAAUAAAUACAUGCCCAACGCACAACUGAUGCUUAGAAUUUUUGCAAAUGAUAACAGUGCUCUUGUUGCUCUAGGAGACAAAUACGGUGCGCCGCUGGAAUCGACUCAAGCACUUCUCGUACGCGCAAAAAGACUCGGUAUGAACGUCGUUGGAACUAGUUUUCAUAUUGGAUCGGGUGCUUCAGACCCUGCAGUGAUUCGAAAAGCCGUUGAACAUUCCAGAGUGGUCUGGGAUAUUGCAGAAUCUUUAGGAUUCUCCUUGAGAAUUGUCGAUAUUGGCGGCGGCUUUCAGUCCACAGAAUCUGCAUUUGAAAAAAUGGCCGUAGCUGUAUCUAGCGCCAUAUCCGAAGCAGCAUUUCCAGAGCAAACAACUUUCAUUGCAGAGCCUGGACGUUUUUAUGCGCGCAGCGCAUUCACACUUGUUUGCAAAAUUAUAGCACGCCGAGUGUCAACGACGAUAGAAUCUUCCAAAACUUUAGAAAUGUUAUAUCAAAACGAUGGUAUAUACGGAAACUUUAUGAAUGGGCUUAUUGAAAAGGAAGAAUUUAUGCCAACAUUGAUCAGAAGCAAAUUAAAUACCACGAUGGCACGCAAGACUGGGAAUCACACGUACAAGAUCUGGGGCCCAACAUGUGAUAGUACAGAUUGUGUGAGUCGGAGCACCACUUUCGGUUGCGAAGUUAAAAUUGGGGAUUUUUUGGUGUACAAAAAUAUGGGAGCUUAUACUUCAGUUACAGCGACAAAUUUUAACGGAUUUUCCAACCAAACGGGUACUAUCUAUAUCUGUAGCAGUCCCCAAGAUUUCACCCAGAUUGAGGAAUCUAGCAGUGAGGAGGGAACUUGCUCACCAAUGAGCACGACGUUCAGAGUCCCUACUGUCGAAUUGUAAUGUUCUGGCAUAUCACUCAAGUAGUGUUUUUUUGUUUUGUAAAAAGUAUCAAUUGGCUUAUAAACUUGCUUGAUGUUCUCUUUGGGAAAAGGAUUCGGGAAAAGUUAAUGAUGAAUGGGAUGAUUAUGUCGGUCAUCUAGAAGUACGGGAGAAGAGGACAUAUGCGCAAAAUUAUCCAUCGCAGGUAGAAUAUUCCCAAGUAGAACUACUCGAAAAUUGUGUUCAAACUUGAUAAAUAAAUCCUUAUUUAUUCGUGAAUUUAAAAGGUAUUUGGCAAAAGAAUGCUUGUUGGAAUUCCUCAUUAGUUUAUGGCGUCUGAAUACAGACUUUAGCAGUUAAUUUAAGAGAAGUCCUUGACUUAAAAGGAGAACUAAUCAGUUCAAGAAGAGUUCCGAGCUUAGAGAAACUUCUCAAUAUAGUGCAGGCAGUAGAUUCAGAAAGAAAAAAAUAGAUCGAUUGAAGAAAAAAUUCAAAUAGGAAGUGCUGAAUAAAUUAGAGAGUGUGUUUGACCUAGCAGUCACACUGUGCCAAGAACGAACGAGCGAACGACUCCUGAGAACCAAUCCAUCCAGGAGAAAGAAUUGAUCCAGAAGCAGCAUUCACCUCAAGAGGAGCACUGUCAAAAUCAGUAAAGGCACUAAACUCAAGAGAGGUAAUGAUAUCUGGUAAGAAAUGCAUUCUGAAGGAGUGCUUAACUCAGGGGAGACAUUUGUUCCCAGCAAACCAGAAAGCCCAGAAAGGCCUUCAGACCUCGUUGUUACUCUAGCUAGGGAAGUAGACAAGUUUUAUGUAUCUGUAAGUUCCCCUAAUGACUCUUCGCAGCGGGUUGAGGGUACCUGUUUCGUCACAAACCGCAUCAAUCCAUCAUGAUAAGCCGGGCAAAGAUUGCAGUUGAGGUGGUGGCUGGACGUGUUAUGAUAUCAACUAAAGUCGAUAUGAUAAUGACUUUCUUUGCCUACAUUUUGAAGUGACUGUUGAAUGUGCUUCUCUCAGCAGCUAGAAUGUGUUAUAUUCAAGAAACAAUAGAGACAACA